UACACUCCCGCUGCCGGGCCAGUCCCUGGUCGCACUGUCGCUGUCGCCGCGGAAGGCGGGCGCAGAGGCGACUGUGGUGCUGGCGCGCGCGAAGCCGCCUGCUGAGAGCGCAGCGCGCGUCCGUCCCCGGCUCUGACUCAGCCUCUGCGCUCCGGCGGCCGCCGCCACCGCCCGCCGCAGCCCUGCAAUCUGUUGAUAACUCCGUUAGCCGCCGCCUUCCGGGAUGGACUGCUGCCCCCCGGCCGGGGGACCGCGCCGCGCCGCGCCCGCCGCAGGCAGCUUCGGACCGCUGGCCAUCCGGCUUCUGCCAGAAUAGGUGAGAAUGGGCCAGGCGCUGAGCCACCAGCCUCCCUCUCGGGACGCAGCGCGCCGGGCCCUCGCUGGGCAGAAUCGCCAGCCAGGCGAGGCGAUUCCUGUGGCUCCUGCUUUGGGCAAGCGAAUUUCGAGCAACUUUGGGUUGAACAGGGGCUGGAGCCCCGGGCAGGUUCGGCACAGGCAACAGCGGCUCCUUGGGGACAACGCCAGCCCUGAGGUCAGGGCAUUCAGGUUCCGAAGGUUCCGCCUGCCUAGGUCUGGCGGUGGGUUGGGAGAUUCGUUCCAGGUACAUCUGGUGCUCCUGGAUGAAACUGACAGACGUGUCUGUCUAGCUGUGUACAGCUGGAACGGUUGAGAGUGGCUCUGGAGUUGGGACGGUAACCACAGAGCAGUCUUUAAAUACGGAGAAGGAGGCACUCCUGCACAUUGAGUCCUCUCUGGGAACCUCUCCAUGUUGAGGACUCCACAGGCUGGCCUGGGGAGAGGGGCAAACUUGCCAGAUGGACGCAGCCUGGAGACCCCCACCAGCCCCAUCACGGUCAGCCUGACGCCCGCUGCCUGGGAGCGCAACCGCCUGGCCGCUGUUUGGGACUUUGACCUUCCAGAUGGCCAUGGAGGCUGGUGGAGAGAAGGGCGCGACAUAAUCACCUGGCCUGCGGCACCUCCAGGGCACUCACACUUCAGUAACUUUGCAGAGCUCAUGGAUCUGAAGACCGUGCUGUCCCUGCCGCAGUACCCAGGGGAGUUCCUGCACCCCGUGGUAUACGCGUGCACCGCCGUCAUGCUGCUCUGCCUCCUCACCUCCGCUGUCACCUACAUUGUGCAUCAGAGUGCCAUCCGGAUCAGCCGGAAAGGCCGCCACACGCUGUUGAAUUUCUGCUUCCACGCGGCUCUGACCUUCACGGUGUUCGCAGGCGGCAUCAACCGCACCCAGUAUCCCAUCCUGUGCCAGGCGGUGGGCAUUGCACUGCAUUACUCCACGCUUGCCACCAUGCUGUGGAUUGGAGUGACUGCCAGGAACAUCUACCAGCAGGUGACAAAGAAGGCCCCACCAUGCACAGACAGAGACCAGCCUAGGCUCCCCAGGCAGCGGCUGCUCAGGUUCUACCUCGUCAGUGGAGGGGUUCCGUUCAUCAUCUGUGGUGUCACGGCUGCCACGAACAUCAGGAAUUACGGGACAGAGGACGAGGAUACUGCAUACUGCUGGAUGGCCUGGGAGCCCAGCCUGGGCGCCUUCUAUGGGCCGGCCGCCUUCAUUGCCCUGGUCACCUGCUUGUACCUGCUUGGCACCUACGUGCAGCUGCGGCGCCAUCCAGAGCGCAGAUACGAGCUGCGGGCGCGAACAGAGGAGAUGCAGCGGCUGGCGAGGCCUGAGGGCGGCCUGAGCCGCGUAGCUCGGCCCUGCUCUCCGCCCGCCCGCGACGCCCCUGCCGCCUCGCUGCUGCAGAACGAGCACUCGCUGCAGGCCCAGCUGCGGGCUGCUGCCUUCACGCUGUUCCUGUUUGCCGCCACCUGGGCCUUCGGAGCGCUGGCUGUGUCCCAGGGCCACUUCCUGGACAUGGUCUUCAGCUGCCUGUACGGCGCCUUCUGCGUGACGCUGGGGCUCUUCGUGCUCAUCCACCACUGCGCCAAGCGGGAGGAUGUGUGGCGAUGCUGGUGGGCCUGCUGCCCUUCCCGCACCGACGGCCCUGCUGCAGAGCUGGGGGCCCGCGCGGCGCUCCAUGCCAACGGGGAUGCACCGUGCCUAGGCCAGCUACAUGGCUUCGGCCACACGCCCGGCCACUGCAAGAUGACCAACCUGCAGGCCGCCCAGGGCCAUGUCAGCUGCCUGUCGCCGGCCACCCCGUGCUGCGCCCAGAUGCACUGUGAGCAGUUGAUGGAGGAGGAAGCCCACUCGCACCUCCAGGAGGAGGACGCCUUUAGGCACGACCCCCAUCUGCACAGGUGUCUUAAGGGCAGAACUAAGCAGCACUACUUUAGCCGGCCCCGGACGUCGGCCGAGCUGGAGUACCCCUACCACAUCCCCUCCAGCCUGGAUGGCAGCCCCCACAGCUCACGCACAGACAGCCCCUCGAGCUCGCUGGAGGUCCCAGCAGGGGCUCACACGCUGGCCUGCUGUGCCCAGGGUGACCCUUUCCCCAUGGUCAGCCAGCCAGAGGGUGACGGCGCUGCCCUCUACGGCUGCCCCUCAAGGCUGGGCAGGGAGGCAGCCCUCGGCCCUGGCCACUUGGAGAUGCUCCAGAGGACACAGUCCCUGCCCUUUGGGAGCCCAGGCCAGGACGGGCUGCUCCAGGGGGACCUGAGAGAAUGCCUGCCAUUCGGCACCGACGGGACGGGCAACAUCCGAACGGGCCCCUGGAAAAACGAAACUACGGUGUAGAUUGGGGGAGGUCUUGUCCCUGGAGGAGCAUCAGAGCUGUCUGCCACAUGAGGCCUGUGGGGGUUCUCCAAAGUGGCUGGACCUUUCAGAAGUGGUUCGCACUCCCAGCUGACCCCUUCCCUAUAAAAGACCCUAGCAAGGGAAAAAAACACUCUUGCCAUGCCCACUUCUGCUGAUCCCAACGUCAGAUUGCCUGUCCACCCACAGUCAUGCCCUCUGUUCGCAGUAUCCAGUCCCGGGAUUCUGUCAAAGGGACACCCCACCCCACCCCCAGUGGCUCCACACUAUGUCUGAGGCCUGUGGAGCCCUGAGCCCCUGCUGUGACCCAGCCUCAGAGAGGCUCCCUCUAGUGUCCCUUGUGUCCCACAUGUGUCUUGGGCUCUGUCCCUGGCUUGGCAGCCCGGCUGCCCCAGUGCUAUGGCUGUGAGCCUCUCCCUGUCCUGUGUCUAAGCUGCCCUUCGUCUUCAUUGGGGAACCCCUGGCUCCUUUGCCAGCUCCGUGUCCACCGUCAGUCCUGGCUACCAGCAAGGCCAGAGAACUGUGCAGAUACUGCAGGAUGCAGACUUGAUGUCACUAGAGAGAGGGCGCUCAGGGCCCAUGCCCUGGGAAGAUGCCCAACUGUUCUUUCAUAUACUCAACUUAUAAAGCCAGCCACCCCCAGGGCUGGAUGCCUCUCCAGUGGGGAGCUUGGGGAACAGAUAACUCCUAUUCACGGAAGAAGAGGAGCUACUGGGUGGGAUGGUCGUCAUGGACAAAGUCCCUUUCCUUUAGUUGCAUCUCCAUGAACAUCUGGGCACAGAGCCCUGCCUUGAAGGACAGAUGUUUGUGACAACAGGACUUCUGUGAGAGCAGGUGGCUCAGCCCUCUGUGCGAGGGAGUCCCCUGAGGCAGGAGCCCAUGUGUCCAAAGGGACAUGCAUGUGAGACUGUGCACAGCUGUCUCUUCCUCCUCUCCUCCUCUCCCUCCCUGUCUGUGGCAAGUUUGCACAGGUCCACAUACACACAUGUACACAAAUGUGCACACCACACACGUGCACACACUCAGAGGCAGUGUGUUUUCCAGCCUCCCCGAGCACUGUGUUUUCAUGCAGACAGUGUCACAGACGUGUCAGAGUGCUCUGCCAUCUGGGUGGGGAGGGCCACAGCAGGGGAACCCCCUGCUGCACACCUUGGAGGGGGGCAUGGCGUGCUCUCCAGACAGCUGAUGCUCAGUAUCUGAGUACAAGGAGCCUCGCUCCCGGGGUGUUUGUGAACUAACGCUGGUGUAGCUCACUGCACCAUGCUCCACCCACCACAGACCCAUGUGUCUUUACAGGUCAACCAGACAAGCAAUCGAAUGACCGCCAAGCGGUUCUGUUUCCAUCACUGUCCCCUGUUCACCUGCUCCCACAGCUGAUAUGACCCGGAAACCGCCGCUAUGCUGUGUAUACACAGUAGAACUGUCCAGAUAAAAAUCCAGUAUUUUGCAUUGUCUGUCCUUUGUGAGUCUGGUCAAUGGCAUCCCUGUGUGCUCCUUGCCACUGAUAUGGGCAGGGGGCACCUUGGUGUGUGGCCCCUGCUUCCGUGUCCUGGGUCGGGCUGGAGGCUAGCGAGGCUGCUAUCCCUGGCUCUUACAGCACCGCCCAUCCUUUCUGCCCUCAGCUCUCACUAAACAAAGAGGACCUCACCAUUCAACCAAAGAAAGCCAG
Nycticebus coucang (slow loris) is the source of this 4382-nucleotide messenger RNA. RefSeq names its product adhesion G protein-coupled receptor A1 (gene ADGRA1). Gene Ontology annotation, molecular function: G protein-coupled receptor activity. Gene Ontology annotation, cellular component: plasma membrane; glutamatergic synapse; postsynaptic density. Gene Ontology annotation, biological process: G protein-coupled receptor signaling pathway; cell surface receptor signaling pathway. The transcript has 7 exons. The record is from RefSeq and is a predicted model, not a curated record. The coding region runs from base 767 to 2695 and encodes 642 amino acids. NCBI's taxonomy places the organism in Eukaryota, Metazoa, Chordata, Mammalia, Primates, Lorisidae.